This is a messenger RNA of Exophiala aquamarina CBS 119918, 198 nucleotides long. RefSeq lists its product as uncharacterized. Bases 1 to 198 code for a protein of 65 amino acids. The record is from RefSeq and is a predicted model, not a curated record. The transcript has a single exon. Lineage: Eukaryota; Fungi; Ascomycota; Eurotiomycetes; Chaetothyriales; Herpotrichiellaceae.
AUGGCUGCACUGUUAUGCAGUGAUUGCCCAGAUCAGUUGCUCUGGCACACAAAAGGCCUUGUUCGCCACGGCGGAUCUUUGGAUCAAGCUCGGUUUGCUCAAGAUCUGGGCAUAGCCGUUGCUCAGGCCUGUGGUUGCAAAACCAAUGGCAUUACGAAGCUAGAGGAAAUUGAUUUUGAGUCUUCGCAGGCCGUGUGA